Molecule: messenger RNA, 2037 nt
Organism: Truncatella angustata
Lineage: Eukaryota; Fungi; Ascomycota; Sordariomycetes; Amphisphaeriales; Sporocadaceae
Product: peroxisomal copper amine oxidase
Exons: 2
Coding region: 1-2037 (678 amino acids)
Biological process (GO): amine metabolic process
Molecular function (GO): primary methylamine oxidase activity; quinone binding; copper ion binding
Source: RefSeq, a predicted model, not a curated record
AUGCAAGGCAUUGCCAAGACUUUUCAUCCUUUGGACCCCUUAUCGGUCGAUGAGAUCGCUACAUCUUCCAGGCUGAUUAGGGAGUAUGCGGGCACAUCUAAGCUAAAGUUCAACUGUGUCACUCUACGAGAGCCUAAGAAGAAUGAGUACGCUGCAUGGAAGUCAAAUAAGGCGCCACAGCCCGAUCGGCGAGCAUAUGCCAUCGUCCUGAAAGGGGGUUCCGCGUUGUGCGCGACGGUCAUCGUCAACAUUUCAAAUCUCAAGGUGGAGGAAUGGAUUGAUGUGGAUGAGGUGGCGCCAACCCUCACUUUGGACGACCUCGAUCAUCUGGAGUACAAUGCCAGGAAGGAUCCUCGGGUUAUUGAAGCAUGCCGAGAAAUUGGCGUCACUGACAUGUCAAAAAUCUAUAUCGAUGCCUGGGCGAUCGGAUUCGAUGACCGAUGGGGAUUUGAGCGGCGGUUACAACAGGGAUUGGUUUACUACCGCAGCUCUGCUUCCGACAAUCAAUAUGCACACCCGCUAGAUUUCACGCUGGUGGCAGACACAGAGACUGCUGAAAUCCUGAGCGUUGACAUUCGACGGGUAAAUGGCGAGCGGACACAGGUGCCGUUGGCCGAGCACAACUACCUGCCCGAAUAUAUCGGAAAUAAGUAUCAGAUGAACGUUUUGAAGCCUAUCGACAUCACACAACCUCAAGGUGUUUCAUUUGAAAUACGCGGAAACGAGAUCUCUUGGGCUGGUUACAAGAUGCACAUCGGUUUCAACUAUCGUGAGGGCAUUGUUCUCUCCGACGUCAGUAUAUAUGACCACUACCAACAACGCCAAAGAUCGCUCUUCAACCGUAUUAGUGUUGCAGAGAUGGUCGUACCUUACGGCAACCCAAACCCACCGCACCACAAGAAGCACGCCUUUGACGUCGGCGAGUAUGGUAGUGGAUUAAUGAGCAACUCUCUUGAGCUGGGCUGUGACUGCAAGGGCGCUAUCCAUUACCUCGAUGGUGUGCUCUCAACCGCAAAGGGGGAAGCGACGGUAAUCAAGAAUGCUAUUUGCAUCCAUGAAGAAGACAAUGGUCUUCUUUACAAGCACACCGACUUCCGUGAUGGAGGGGUCAUCUCGGCUCGUGACCGCCGGUUGAUCAUAUCGCAAAUCAUCACAGCCGCAAACUACGACUACGCAUUCUAUCACAUCUUUUCCUUGGAUGGUACUUACAAGUUGGAGAUGAAGCUAACCGGAAUGCUGAACACGUACUGCAUGCAUCCUUCGGAGACGGCUUCUCCGUUUGGAACGGAGGUGGCGCCCAAGAUCACUGCCCAUAACCACCAGCAUAUAUUUUCCCUACGUGUCGAUCCCGCUAUAGACGGACCGAACAACUCUGUCGUGCAGAGCGAUGCCGUUCCUUCAGAGGAGCCGGUUGGAUCACCACAGAAUUAUUACGGCAAUGGCUUUUAUAGCCAAAAGACACCUCUGCGGACCGCAAAGGAGGGUGCCGCUGACUACUGCCAUGAGACGAGCCGGUCCUGGGAUAUCAUUAACCCCAACAAGCUCAAUCCCAGCACCAAAAAGCCGAUUGGCUACAAAAUUCUGAACAACAACUGUCCACGACUCCUGGCCCAGCCAGGUAGCAUGGUCAGCGAGCGCGCCGCCUUCGCCCGGAAAGCUCUUUGGGUUGUUCCGUACAGGGACUAUGAACUAUACCCUGCCGGUGACUUUGUCUGCCAGUCCACGGGCAAACACGGCCACCAGCACAAUCCGACCAUUGUCGAUUGGGUAUCGCGGGGCGGGUCCAUUGAGAACACAGAUAUUGUAUGCUACAUGCAGUUCGGACUUACCCACUUCCCGCGCACCGAGGACUUCCCGAUCAUGCCCGCGGAGCCCGUUAGCAUCAUGAUGCGUGCGUCGAGCUUUUUCGAGAAGAACCCCGCCUUGUGGGUACCGGCGUCGUCCAUUACAAAGGACCAGACUUCUAAGAACGCUUUCUCUACGUCGACGCCAAAUUGCUGUGAAGGCAAUGCAAAUUCUCUUAGUGCAAAAUUGUGA